Molecule: messenger RNA, 750 nt
Organism: Amoebophrya sp. A25
Lineage: Eukaryota; Dinophyceae; Syndiniales; Amoebophryaceae
Source: the annotation of a GenBank genome assembly
GUUUUGUUCUUUUACAAUUCUUCAAAAAUUGAAUUAAAAAUGUGAUAUUAAAGACAACUAAGUUGUAUGUGAUAAUGAUAAUCUGUGAGACUGAGAGUGCUGUUGUUCCUCUUGAUCUUGUAUUCUUGACGGCGGGAGCCUCCUUGAGCUGGUGCUUAUGCGAACAAAGAAAUCGGGCGAGAUUGCGUUGACAAGAGAGAGAGAGAGAGACGUGAGCUUCCGCUCUCUUAAAUAAAAGGUUCACACAAGAAGGUAGCGCGGAACUGCUUUUCAAUCUUGUGCUUACCCUAUCUUCUGACUGUAUUCGGGGAACAACAAUGUCAAUUUAUUCGAAGGUUUCUUGUGGAUGUACACGACAUGACACAUAGAUUAUAUCUGCAACUGUCGUCAUCUUCAGGCCCAUAACCACAUCGCUGUAGUACUAAAGGAAGGAAAAGCGUGUCGGUCUAUUUAGCCUGCCAUAGGCGUUACUCACGCCAGAAGCAGUCGGUCGUAUAUAGCUGCCGCGUCUUUACUCGGGUCGCUCCGGAACCAGGCAGCUCUGAGUUGCUACGUGGUUCGAAUGAAUGAAUGGACCACGCGAUUGAUUCCAAUUAAUUAGCGAUAAUUCGAAAUUGCAACAUCGAAAAAAAGUACCAUUUCUACGAGGACUUAUUUAGCUGACGACCUAGAUGUUUCAAUAAGUCUUCUCCUAAAUUCAUGGCUGUUUUCCUUCGUAAAAAAUGUUUGCAUCUUCUUCUUCAUCUGCAC